This is a messenger RNA of Penicillium angulare, 273 nucleotides long. RefSeq lists its product as uncharacterized. The transcript has 2 exons. Bases 1 to 273 code for a protein of 90 amino acids. Lineage: Eukaryota; Fungi; Ascomycota; Eurotiomycetes; Eurotiales; Aspergillaceae. The record is from RefSeq and is a predicted model, not a curated record.
AUGAGUACAUCUACUUCGAUCAGGUCCAGCCAUACCAGCACAGAGGGCCUACACGCCGUCCCUCAGUCUUCACCAAACACGUCUACUGUCUUGCGCAUAAAGCAAUAUUUGAAACACACACAGAAAAAAUGGGGGCCCCUGAUGGCUGCUAAAGAGAGUUGGGAGGAUGAGUACAACUUUCCUGCCGGCAGAUAUGCCGAAACGGGUGAUUUCCGGGACACGGGAGUGACUCUCGUCCUAAUGCUUGCCGUCCGUCGAUACCCUCGACAAUGA